Laetiporus sulphureus 93-53 is the source of this 2976-nucleotide messenger RNA. RefSeq names its product 26S proteasome regulatory complex non-ATPase subcomplex Rpn2/Psmd1 subunit. The coding region runs from base 1 to 2976 and encodes 991 amino acids. Lineage: Eukaryota; Fungi; Basidiomycota; Agaricomycetes; Polyporales; Laetiporaceae. Gene Ontology annotation, biological process: regulation of protein catabolic process; proteasome-mediated ubiquitin-dependent protein catabolic process. The transcript has 11 exons. The record is from RefSeq and is a predicted model, not a curated record. Gene Ontology annotation, cellular component: nucleus; proteasome complex; proteasome regulatory particle, base subcomplex. Gene Ontology annotation, molecular function: enzyme regulator activity.
AUGGUCCCUCGCUCCCAGUCCUCCGCCGCAGGCCUGCUCGCACUGCUCUCAGAACCAGAGCCUCUGCUCAAGCAGCAUGCGCUCAAGAGGCUUACUGCGCUGGUACCCCAAUUUUGGGCGGAGAUAUCUGAACACAUUGCUCUCAUAGAAUCACUAUAUGAGAGCGAGGAACUUCCGAAGGAGGCACAUGACGCGGCGGCGCUUUUGGCGAGCAAGGUAUAUUACUACCUCGGGGAAUACGAUGAGACAUUGUCCUUCGCUCUUGGUGCGGGAAGCGCGUUUGAGGCGGAAAGUCGCGCCCCAGGUUCUGAAGAAUAUGUCGAAACAGUUAUUUCGAAAGCGAUUGAUCGGUAUAUUAAAGCCCGGACGGACGAGCAGGCAGGAGGGAGGAAGAUUGAUCCCAAGUUACAGAAUAUCAUCGAGGGUAUCUUCAGACGCUGCAUCGCAGAUGGGGAAUACAAGCAAGCAAUAGGCAUCGCGCUCGAGUCGCACCGCCUUGAUGUCAUCACGCAAAUAUAUGAGUCCACAGAAGAUGUCAGCCUACUUUCAUACACCAUGGAUGCCGUCCUCGACACCGCGUUCCCGCUUGUUUACCGCGACGAGGUGCUGCAAUUCCUUCUUCCUCUAUUUCCUGCUCCUACAAGCGAGAACAAGUCUCCCCAUGUGUCGUCUGUCACGCGCCUGCUGGUCUCACUUAGUUCGGCAGAGCUGACGGUCCCUUUCCUAACGUCACUGGUACCGAAAGAGCACCUGCUGGCGUAUCAAGUCGCAUUUGACCUGGUAGAGGGUGGUGCGCAGGAUUAUUUGGAGAGCGUACGAAAGGAUCUCCCUGAAGGUCAAGGCGAUAUCAAGGCGAUUUACGACAAGCUACGAAGAAUUUUGCUUGGGCAGGAGUCCAUCAAGCUGUAUCUGGAAUUCUUGAAGCGCAACAACAAGGUCGACAUGUUGAUUCUAAAGAAUACUAAGGAUUCUUUGGAACCUCGCUCAUCAAUAUAUCAUGUUGCGCUCAGUCUACAAAACGCCUUCAUGCAUUCUGGAACGACAUCUGAUGUGUUCUUACGAGAAAACCUUGAGUGGCUCGGUCUCGCGAGCAAUUGGGCUAAGUUCUCUGCUACGGCAGCUCUUGGUGUCAUCCACAAAGGUCACUUUGAGGAGAGCAUGAAUAUUCUGGGGCCAUACUUACCUCAAGCUGGUGGUGGAGACAGCGGUAUUCCGGGCGCGGCUUAUUCGGAGGGAGGUUCGCUGUAUGCUCUUGGUUUAGUGAAUGCCGGUUGCGGGAGCGGUCGACAUGUAGAGGAAUAUCUGCGCAAUACCCUCAAGGAAGCUCAAAGCGAGGUAGUGCAGCAUGGCGCGGCGCUCGGACUGGGUGUGGCCGGUAUGGGCGGGAAGAACGCGGAAACGUACGAUGAGCUGAAGCAGACGUUGUUCACGGACUCGGCCAUCGCGGGCGAGGCGUCUGGCUAUGCGAUGGGCUUGAUCAUGCUCAGCACAGCGGACGUGACGGCAGCUGAUGAGAUGUUGCAGUAUGCGAGGGAGACGCAGCAUGAGAAGAUCAUCCGGGGUAUUGCGGUUGGUCUAGCUUUCAUCUAUUAUGGUAGGCAAGAGCAGGCAGAUGAGAUGAUCAAGACACUCCUAGCGGAGAAGGAGCCGAUUCUGCGGUAUGGUGGUGUCUACACUCUCGCGCUCGCAUAUGCUGGCACAUCCAACAAUGGCGCCAUCCGUCAGCUGCUGCAUAUCGCUGUCUCGGACACAUCAGAUGAUGUCCGGAGGGCGGCGGUCACAUCACUCGCGUUCCUGCUGUUCAAAAAUCCUGCACAAGUUCCGCGCAUCGUCCAGCUGCUGAGUGAGAGCUAUAAUCCGCACGUCCGAUGCGGUGCGACACUCGCGCUUGGCAUUGCUUGCGCGGGCACUGGCUUACAGGAUGCAGUGGAUAUUCUAGAGCCGAUGACCAAAGACAGUGUCGACUUCGUUCGACAGGGUGCCUUCGUCGCUCUUGGGAUGAUCCUUGUCGAGCAGUCGGAGGUGUCAGCGCCAUCUCUCGCUUCUACUCGCGCAUUGUAUGCGAAGAUUGUCGCGGACAAGCACGAAGACCCUAUGGCGCGCUUCGGUGCAGCAUUAGGGCAAGGAUUUAUUGAUGCUGGCGGUCGCAACGUGACGAUUAGCUUGCAAAGUCGGGCUGGCAGCCGUAAUACCAACGCUAUCGUUGGCAUGGUCUUGUUCUGCCAGUUCUGGUACUGGUACCCGUUGGCACACUGUGCAUGCCUAGCAUUCGACCCUACGGCUAUCAUCGGUCUGGAUAGUACCCUGCAGGCGCCGAACUUUGAGUUUAUCUCGAACGCCAGACCAAGUCUGUUUGCGUACCCGGCACCAACGAAGCUCCCGAAGAAGGAGGCCGUGGCUAAAGUUGCUACAGCCGUUCUCUCGACGACUGCACGGGCGAAGGCCAGGGAGAAAAAGAAGGCCGCUGCUGAGGGGUUCGAUGCCAUGGAGACAGCGAAGAAGGAUGGCGAUGUGGAGAUGAAGACAGACGAAGCAUCUUCAUCUACACCGAAACGGAAGGAGCCAGCUUUAGAAAAGUUGUCGAACUUCUCUCGCGUAGUGCCGGCACAGAUACCGUACAUCAGCUUCCCUCUCGAUAAUCGGUACCAGCCAGUCAGGGCAGUGUCGACCAAACCACCACCGAGCUUGAAGGCUAACAGGCCGUCUUCACCGAAGUCAUCGUUGGUACCAGGCCUGACGUCUGAACGAUACGCUGGUGGCGGCGGCAUUCUGAUCCUGAUCGACCAACGUCCGGACGAGGAGCCAGACUACAUCGAGUUCGAGACACAGACAAUCAUCGCUGCAAAUCAGGCGGUGGCUGUUCCCGAUGACCGUCCCGCGCACGUUUCAGAGGGUCGUCACAUCUCGCUGGAUGAGACUGCUCCCGAGGCGGAACCACCGGAAUCGUUCGAGUACCCCUUCGACAACGACGUAUAA